Molecule: messenger RNA, 393 nt
Organism: Chondrus crispus (carragheen)
Lineage: Eukaryota; Rhodophyta; Florideophyceae; Gigartinales; Gigartinaceae
Exons: 1
Coding region: 1-393 (130 amino acids)
Cellular component (GO): nucleosome
Molecular function (GO): DNA binding; structural constituent of chromatin
Source: RefSeq, a predicted model, not a curated record
AUGGCUAGGACCAAGCAGACGGCGAGAAGGAGUGCGGACGGGAAGGCCCCGCGCAAGCACGUAGCUCUAAAGGCCGCUCGUGUUACGAAACAAGAUCAAGACCUUCGGAACAAUGUCAUGUUCCAGUUGUCUUCCCGUACGGACAUCGUAAAAGUUUCUAAGUCAAGUUCCGCCGUCGUCCUUCCUCAUGACUACCAUAUAUGGGUUAAAAGCGGACAUCGGCGGUACGACGUAACACGAGCUGAGUUCGAGGCCCUUUUGGGGCAUCAUAUCCCCGAGUUGCUCAUUCGAAAAGAAGCCUGUGAGUUCACUGUCGACGACCUGGCACGCUUCCGGGUGACCAAUUCGGUCAACGACACAAGCCGUCCCAACACCAUUACAGAAAACGAGUAG